ACGGACACCCGACCACGCCGGCGCCCGACACCGAGUUCAUCCCAACUUAUUUAUCCAAUCAUUGGCCGAUUGUAGUCAGCGCACCGAGUCUUUGUCUUGACGCCCUUCUCAGCUGCUAUCAGGAUGCCUUUUCAGACUACAUUCACCUUGGCCAAACGUCCUAAAGGCUGUCAUCUGGUGACCGAAGAAGUUGCCAGGAACAUUAAAGAAGGACUCAAAAAUUGCGAUAUAGGCGUGGCACAUUUUUUCAUUCAACAUACCAGUGCGGCUUUGAGCAUCAACGAAAAUUAUGAUUCCGAUGUUCGAAAAGAUAUGGAUAUGGCUCUUGAUCACAUCGUUCCCGAAAGCUUGAAAUGGAGACACACAGACGAGGGGCCAGACGAUUCUGUAUCUCACACCAAAGCCUCGUUAAUUGGCUCCAGUAUUUCGGUACCAGUUACCAAAGGCCAGUUGAAUUUGGGUACUUGGCAAGGAAUAUACUUAACGGAAUUUAGGCAUCUUCCACACAGCCGAAGGGUAGUUUGUACAAUUGUACCUUGAAUCAAGUCCACUAUGAAGAAAAUAUUUUGAACAAAAGAUUCUGAUGCAAAUACUUAAGAAGAGAGCCCUGUGAUUAACCAAGCAACAAAACUUACCACCGUAGCAAGGCAGUCAAUGAAGCUGCUUUACCCUAAAGUUUCUGUGGGGUGGAAAAGUCACUCAUACCUAUUUCCAAUCCAUACUGUCUAACAUAGUCAAAUGCUCAAAGAAAAUCUUCUUGGGGCAAAUUGUAAGGUUAUCCAUUUAGACCUUGUAGCUGCAAAUUACCUAUAUUAGUGAAUUUGUCAGCUAGCCACAAAUACCCCCUUUUCAGUCACAAGAUACAUUUGCCUAAAGGUGCUAAGCUUU
Puccinia graminis f. sp. tritici CRL 75-36-700-3 is the source of this 888-nucleotide messenger RNA. RefSeq names its product RalA-binding protein 1. The record is from RefSeq and is a predicted model, not a curated record. The transcript has 11 exons. Bases 124 to 540 code for a protein of 138 amino acids. NCBI's taxonomy places the organism in Eukaryota, Fungi, Basidiomycota, Pucciniomycetes, Pucciniales, Pucciniaceae.